Molecule: messenger RNA, 1968 nt
Organism: Cyclocybe aegerita
Lineage: Eukaryota; Fungi; Basidiomycota; Agaricomycetes; Agaricales; Hemipholiotaceae
Source: the annotation of a GenBank genome assembly
AUGAGCUGGUCCGGACAAUAUUGGCAAACGGCAGGGCCAGCUUAUCCCCCUCCAUACUACCCGUAUCAUCACGGACCUCCAGGGCCCGCUCCUUCCAAUUUCCACCAGCAGUGGCAAUGGUACAGCAAUUAUCCGUUCCCGAAUCCUUAUCAACACAGCAGCUCAUACCAUCAUCCUUCAUCUCAACCUGCCUCGAGACACGACAGCGGAAAUUCGCAGUAUAACGCCGCAGUGCUGCCUCCUGUAAUUCCGGAUCCACGGUUUACAGCUCAGUCUCAGACGCAGGCGGCAUACCUCCCACACGUAUCGUAUACUCCAGUGGCACCGGCGCCUCACCUCACCCCCAAUUCCAAUAGUCACCCAACCACACCGGCGACUCCGUAUGGAUUUCACUUUCAUGAUCCCGCCUUCUACACCCCGCAUACGCAACCACAGCUCUUAUGUCCGAACCCUUUCUUCAAUCCCCAAGGAGUAGGUACUUCUCAUGGGAAUACGUGGUUACCGAGCCUUGGGUCUCAUGGAACGCCGAACGGUUACCUUCAUCGACGGCCUUCAGCCGGCAGCCUUCCGCGUACCCCUCAUCACAAUAAUGUUCCGUUUCCUGACGCCCGUAACCAGAAUUUCCCUGCCUUCCCCGCUCCUCAGAUUCACCGUCAACCCUCUAGUCACCCCCAUACGCCUGCAUCAUCUCGCCCUCCAUCAACCGAUUUUCGUCGAGGUUCCUCGCAAACCUUUUAUUACCAACUCUCUCCAGAUCUCGCAAACGACCUCUCGAAAUUUCCAUUCCUGGAUUGGAUAGUGUGGCGAGCGCCUGCUCACGCACGAAAAUGGGUAGGCCAGACCGCGCAGGGGCAUAUAGCGCUUAAUGAUCCUGCGGUGUAUCCAACAGUAAGGGAGCUUCGAAUCAAUUCGACGAGGGCCGAUGACCCUCUCAAACACGCGAUCCGCCGCUGGGGUUACAUUACCGUCGCUGCCGCGAGGAAUCAGCCCUACGUCACUGUAGGCGAUGUCCUUAAUGAAAUAUACAGCUUCUUCCGCACGCCAUUAACGCAAAGGGAGGCUUCCACUAUGACGCCUGAGUGGCACGAUUUGGUCAACGAAUCCUGCGCUCAGCGCACGGCUUCACAGUCGGCGGACGACGUCUUCCCGCUCCAUGACCCGUUUGAACCUUCGCUUCCCAUUACUCCUCCCCAACCUGCGCAGAUGCAAGAAGUGUCUCUGGUUCUCAGUCGGGCUGCGCUUGACAAACGCCAUUACUCGUCUCUGGCCGCACUCGUCCUUCUCGUCCUGGAGUAUGCGAGCAUGUUUAAGUAUGAGUACGCGUUGAUUUGGAAGUCUCCUCACAGCUUUGUGAAGAGUCUCUACUUGGGAUCUCGGUAUUUGGCGUUGGCAGCAGAGAUAGCGCAUUAUUCCCUGAUCCACGCGUUUCUUCUCCACGCUCCUGUGAACCUUGAAACUUGUCGCGCAUGGUUCCUAUUCCUUAUUGCUAGCUGCACGGUCUUGAUGGCCAUUCUGGACUCUGUACUAUUUCUCCGAGUGUACGCCCUCUAUGAGCAAGACCGAAGAGCCUAUGCUCUGGCUCUGCUACUCUUUCUCCCAUACGUCCCCACCGCUGUCCUCAUCUGGCGAAACGCUUUCCUUCCCCAUUCCUUUAGCAACACGUGCGAUUUGACCAUGGCACCCCUUGAGACGAUAGUUAUUGGCUCCACCUUUGUCAUCGGCCAUCUAGCCCUCUGGAUCGCCUCGUACUCAAAACGUAACAUCGCACAAGGACAAUCUGUCGUCGUCAAGCUGGUCGUCUACGAAGGGGCAUGCGUGUUCGUUCUUCUAUCCGCUAUUGUCGCCGGCAUGGUCCCAUACUCUUUCAUCUCUCAGACUGGAAACCCCUUCGUUCUCUUCGUUUGGCCAAUAGCCGGGAUUUCAACAAUGGUUAAUUCUCAACAUGCGGAAGUUGAAGCCGCCUACUGA